Molecule: messenger RNA, 3859 nt
Organism: Chinchilla lanigera (long-tailed chinchilla)
Lineage: Eukaryota; Metazoa; Chordata; Mammalia; Rodentia; Chinchillidae
Gene: Cipc
Product: CLOCK-interacting pacemaker
Exons: 5
Coding region: 289-1488 (399 amino acids)
Biological process (GO): negative regulation of DNA-templated transcription; negative regulation of circadian rhythm
Cellular component (GO): nucleus
Source: RefSeq, a predicted model, not a curated record
GCCGUUGCGGAGGCUGGGGAGGAGAAAUGGGCGGGAGGGCCGUGGAAUAGCUAGAGACCCGGCGAGCACGGGGUUGUCAUGGAUCCGUGGGGCUGGGCUCGCGCAUGCGCCGCCUGACCUGAGGGGCCGGUUGUGGAGCCGCGACCCCGGCCCUAGAUCAUAAGCUCCAAGAAGGAAGUGAACAUGUUUAUCCACUCAGUAUCCCGGUGCUAGCACAAGGCUCGCCUGAUUUAUAGGCAAUCCAGAGGCAAAGAGUACUGAUAAACCUUCCUCCCAACCCAGUAAAACAUGGAGCGGAAAAUCCCGUCCAGAGAGAGCCCCAGAAGACUCUCAGCCAAGCAAGGCAGAGGCACAGAGAUGAAGAAAGCGGCUCGUCAAGUUGGUGCGGUGGCUGCCGAGUCAGAUAAGGACUCUGGAUUUUCAGAUGGGAGCUCAGAAUGUCUGAGCUCUGCAGAGCAGAUGGAGUCCGAGGACAUGCUGAGCGCCUUAGGCUGGAGCAGAGAAGACAGGCUGAGGCAGAGCUCCAGAGCUGCAAACAGUGCCUUCCCUACACUGUCCCCCAUGGUCGUCAUGAAGAACGUGUUGGUCAAGCAGGGCAGCAGCUCCUCACAGCUCCAGUCGUGGACUGUCCAGCCCUCCUUUGAAGUGAUCUCAGCACAGCCACAGCUCUUCGUCCUUCAUCCCCCUGUGCCAUCUCCUGUCAGCCCAUGCCACACCACUGAGAAAAAGUCAGAUUCCAGAAACUACUUGCCCAUUCUGAAUUCUUACACCAAAAUAGCCCCACACCCAGGCAAAAGGGGCCUGUCCCUCAGUGUGGAAGAAAGAGGAGCAAGCAGAACACAGAAGAAAGUCUGUACCGAGAGACUGGGCCCCAGCUUGUCUUCCAGCGAGCCAACCAAGACUGGCACUGUACCAUCCAAACCCCCUACUCCAGCCCCACCCAGUGCCAAAUUAGCUGAGGACUCCGCUCUGCAGGGUGUGCCCUCUCUGGUGGCAGGUGGAAGUCCACAGACUCUCCAGCCCGUGUCCAGCAGCCAUGUGGCAAAAGCGCCCAGUCUAACCUUCGCUUCCCCUGCCAGUCCUGUCUGUGCCUCCGACAGUACUCUGCAUGGCUUAGAGAGCAGCUCUCCCCUUUCUCCGCUGUCAGCCAGUUACAGCUCACCUCUGUGGGCUGCGGAGCACCUCUGCCGCAGCCCAGAUAUCUUUCCUGAGCAGCGGCAGAGCAAACACAGGCGCUUUCAGAAUACUCUAGUAGUCCUCCACAAGUCCGGCUUGUUGGAGAUCACUUUGAAAACCAAGGAGUUGAUUCGUCAGAACCAGGCAACUCAGGUGGAACUAGACCAGCUGAAGGAGCAAACCCAGCUGUUUAUAGAGGCAGCCAAGAGCAGGGCUCCUCAGGCCUGGGCCAAGCUACAGGCGUCUCUCACAUCUGUGUCCAGUCGUCCUGGCAGUGAUCCAGAGGCAUUCUCUGACCACCCAGACAUAUAGCACAGAAGCACUUUCCAGUCCUUUGAGUGGUCCUUUUAACUCUUUGCUGUUAACCUACACCUGUUUCCCAAAGCCUCCAUAAGAGCUUUUCCUUCUGAACUCACUUAUGAAGCCACGUGUCAGUCCCUGGCUGCUGUCUCAAGCUAUGGUCUGUGCACGGAUUACACAGGUCUCGGUUCCACUGAGGAUCUCUGACUCCAGUGUCCUUGAGCCCUUUUUCCUUAGCCUGCAGGCACUUAGCUGGAUCACAGGGUAGAGCAGGAAAGAAGAUUGUGUGGGGCUCUUUUCUCACCUCCCACCAUCCCAUUUGGUAACUGGAUUAAAAGUGCAGUAACAUGGAUGAGCAGACAGAGUGACACUUGUCAAGCCAGGAGUAGACGACAUGAGGAUUCUUUCAUAGAUUUGCCCUUGAGUUAAAUAAGAGGAGGCGUGUUUGUAUUCCACAAGGAAUCGCGUGCCAGCUGGGCAAGCCUAACAUGCUUUGGGCACAGGUCAUGCCUGCGUGCAAGGCAAAGCUUUGUUUUCUUAGACUUGAAAGUCAAGGGAAAGGGUAAUACCAUUUGACUCAGACACUGCAGAAGCCAGAUUUUACUUAAACAAGUAGGCAGAGUACUUCAUAUUUUUAAGGUAUGGAAUGCAUUACCAUCUGGAAUUGUAGGUGAUGGAUUAUUGUAUAGAUUGAGAGACCGAAAAAAAGUAGAAAAUGCUAGCAUCUCUUGGUUAGUAGCUGGAGGAUUCUGGUAACUCACACUUUCUUCAAACAAUGAAAACAUUUUUCGUCUGAGAAGCUCAAGGGUAACUUCAGUGGUUCCUCCAUGUAUGAUAUAAGUUGCCCCCCUGCUGCCACUAUAGCUGGGUUUUUUCUUUGUUUUUAUAAUAGAGGGAAGACUUGAUUGUGCUUCUAAACUGAAUUAAAUAAAAUCAUCCUGAGGUUGUGAUAAUAAGGCCACAAAAUGUUGAAAAACCUUUUCUUUUUGGUUUUUUACACAGGGUCUCACUGUGUAGUUCAGACUACUGACCUUGAAUUCACUAUGUAGUCCAGGCUACAGCGAUCCUCCUGCCUCAGCCUCCUGAGUAGGGAUUAUAGAUGUGUACCACCACUUCCAGCUCCUACAAAGAAAAUACUGAGCUUUUACUAAGCCCAGAAGUUAAUGAUCAUUUUACUGGGUAGUUGUAACUCUAACAUAGUUUAGAAAUCUUAGGAGUUCUGAUUGUCUGUACUGUGUUUGCAGACACAUAUUUAUAUAUGACUGAUUUAGAAAUAAACAAUUCAGUUAAGUGUUCAGUCCCUUUAAUCAACACAGAAUUAUUACCUGCUGUUCGCUUUUCUCAAUGAGUUUCCAAAAUCAGAGCAAACGUGUGUCUCUAAUCACACUUAGCUCCUUGUAAUGUUUUUCUCUUGGCCCAUUCCCUUUACCUCCCUUGAAUCUGCAUGGUGCUAUAGCCACUCAACUCUGCACCAUGCUAGGAAGCUUCCUUUUUGGCAGAAAUACGUUUGGCAGAAAAGCUAUAGAGACAGGUGCAUUUAGAACAGCUUGGGCACCAGUCAUGAGUCUUACUGAGUGUCAGAAAUCUGAAAACGCUCGCUGAGAACCAAAUGUAUUCCAUUUGGAAAGCCCUUGGAAGAGCUGUAAACUGCUUGGACUCUUCCUAGAUUAGAUUUGCUUUUCCUUUUCUGCCCCUGUAAAAGAUGAUGAAAGCCAUCACUGAUCCUCACUGCUGAGUGGCAGGGAGAGGGGCACCCGUGGGCUUUUCUCUAAUGUACUAGAGCUGUAAGUCUCUAGGCUGUCAGUGUGGAUGUUCUUUUCCUGGUAGAGCUGGAAGUGAAGGAACCCAAGCAGAGAAGCUAGAUUAUAAAAGGAGAGACCCUGAAACCAGAAGCCAGAUCAGCAAAUGGAGGAGCUUCGGAGUUGACCAGGAAGAUCAUUGGUUGCACAAGGCUGUAAGUAGCAAUGGCCCUAGUGAUGCAUGAAGUAGUUUGGUAUGAAGUGCUGGGGCAAAUCUGUUUUAGGAAAGUGAGAAGCCAAUUUUAGCUCAAACGCUUAGAACUUCCAACAGAUUUGAUUGGAAAUACUGAAACAUACAGAAAAAGCUUCGGAUUGAAUCAGUUACGGAAAUGCAGUUUAAUGACAUUUGUAAUUUAUUACACUCAUUGCUUUUUAUUGAUUAUAAUAUUGUCUGACUUUGUUUCUCUACUAAGAUUCCCUAGCAGAAAAGUAAUUCUCGUGCAUAUAUUGAAGUGGUUUUCCAGCUAUGAAUUCUUUAGGGUAGAAACUUACUUACCAAAUGUGAAUUCGGAGAAGGUAUGAAGUUACAUAGAAAUUGACUGUGAAAUGUCAGAGAAAAAUAAAAGUCACUUACUUGAAAACAA